Molecule: messenger RNA, 2408 nt
Organism: Chinchilla lanigera (long-tailed chinchilla)
Lineage: Eukaryota; Metazoa; Chordata; Mammalia; Rodentia; Chinchillidae
Gene: Trnt1
Product: tRNA nucleotidyl transferase, CCA-adding, 1
Exons: 8
Coding region: 765-2099 (444 amino acids)
Biological process (GO): RNA processing
Molecular function (GO): RNA binding; nucleotidyltransferase activity
Source: RefSeq, a predicted model, not a curated record
UCUGCGUGGAGACAGCUGAGCUCCCUACCACCCCGCAGGGCCUCGGGCGGGGGUCUUGGGGGGAGGUGGGAGCGAGGUACGGCCAUAGGCGGCCUCGGCAGUGGGCUGAGGGGCCUCAGCGUGGCGGUCGCGGCCCCCAUCCCAGCUGGCCGCGAUCGCUGAGUCUCUUGGCUUCGGGAGCCCUUUGCCCGCCUCGAGCCGGGCCCCCCGGGGGUUUUGCUAACAGAACAGUUCUGCCGAGGCUGUGGGCCGCAGACAGGGUCUUUCAAGGCCGAGGGUCGGAGCCCGCCUUUUUGAGUUGAGGCAGAAAUGGAAGGACGGGGACUCAGUUUCUUCCCCACGUGGCGUGGGCGAGGAAACUAGUCCUAUGGAAAUGCCGCUCCUGCACGCUGCUUCCCAAAGGAUGGAGUGGUUCUUCUCCAUUAGUUUACAUAGGGUCACAAGACAACCGCUGCCUCUGCACUUGGUGGGGAGGACUAGGGUGUGAUGGACUCAGAUGGCACCGUGCGAGGAAAAUGAUGAGCAAAUGCAGACAGCAGUGCCCAGUCGUAAGAAGUGCCCCGCAUUCUGGGGAGCUGAUCCUGAGUUGUGAAGUUCAGGUGCAGAUGGGGAAGUAGGGUGAUACCCACAUGUGACUGUGACAUGUUAUGGAGGAGGACAAAUGGUCCUGCACAUCGUCCAGUUAGCUUUCUGGAAGAAAACUCACAGGGCUGUUCCCUUCCUGCUUUGAUGCCCACUUCCCAGGACAGUAUUAAAACAGUAAAAUGUGGUAUAUCAGUGGUGACUUUUUCCAGAUGCUGAGGCACCUGUAUCCUUGGCACAGGCUGUUACUGAGCUGUAGUUGGAGCAGGGUCUGUCUUCUGAAGCGUUAUCUAUUUACAAUGAAGUUGCAGUCUCCAGAGUUCCAGUCACUUUUCACGGAAGGAUUGAAGAGUCUGGCAGAAUUAUUCGUCAAAGAGAAUCAUGAAUUAAGAAUAGCAGGAGGAGCAGUGAGGGAUUUAUUAAAUGGGGUAAAGCCUCAAGAUGUGGACUUUGCUACUACUGCCACCCCGGCCCAAAUGAAGGAGAUGUUUCAGGCAGCCGGGAUUCGGAUGAUAAACAACAGAGGAGAAAAGCAUGGAACAGUUACUGCCAGGCUUCAUGAAGAAAAUUUUGAAAUUACUACACUACGGAUUGAUGUUACCACUGAUGGAAGACACGCCGAAGUAGAAUUUACGACUGAUUGGCAGAAAGAUGCUGAACGCAGAGAUCUCACUAUAAAUUCCAUGUUUCUAGGUUUUGAUGGUACCUUAUUUGAUUACUUUAAUGGUUAUGCAGAUUUAAAAAAUAAAAAAGUUAGAUUUGUUGGACAUGCUAAACAGAGAAUACAAGAAGAUUAUCUUCGAAUUUUAAGAUAUUUCAGAUUUUAUGGCAGAAUUGUAGACAAACCUGGUGACCAUGAUCCUGAGACAUUGGAAGCAAUUGCAGAAAAUGCAAAAGGCUUAGGUGGAAUAUCAGGAGAGAGGAUUUGGGUGGAACUGAAAAAAAUUCUUACUGGUAACCAUGUAAAUCACUUGAUGCAUCUUAUCUAUGAUCUUGAUGUGGCUCCCUACAUAGGUUUACCUGCUAAUGCAAGUUUAGAAGAAUUUAAUAAAGUCAGUAAAAAUGUUGAUGGUUUUUCAUCAAAGCCAAUGACUCUUUUGGCCUCAUUACUCAAAGUGCAGGAUGAUGUCACAAAACUGGAUUUGAGGUUGAAGAUUUCAAAGGAAGAGAAGAACCUUGGCUUAUUUAUAGUUAAAAAUAGGAAAGACUUAAUUAAAGCAACGGAUAGUUCAGAACCACUGAAACCCUAUCAAGACUUCAUUAUAGAUUCUAGGGAACCGGAUAUGACUGGCCGUGUGUGUGAACUACUGAAGUACCAAGGUGAGCACUGUCUUCUAAAGGAGAUGGAGUGCUGGUCCAUCCCCCCGUUUCCUGUGAGUGGCCACGACAUCAGGAAAGUGGGGAUUUCUUCAGGAAAGGAAAUCGGGGCUCUGCUGCAACAGCUGCGUGAGCAGUGGAAAAAAAGUGGUUACCAAAUGGAAAAAGAGGAACUCCUAAGUUACGUAAAGAAGCCCUAAAGUUGUUGAGAGCUGGCUAUUAAAAGUAGAAAUUUUAAAGGCUGUGUACACCUCUCCAUCCCUAAGCCUUUUAAUGAGAUUUAACAAUCUAUAGCAGAAUUGGUCCCAGUGUAGGGGCCCCUUAGAUGAACUAAGUCUUAUUUUGUGAUAUCCUUUAAAUUGAUUUAUUUAUAUCACUGUAUCUUAUACUUCCUUUGGAAUACCUGCUACUGAGAAGAGUAUGGACUUUGUUUCGUUUGUUUGGUUUUUUUUUUUUUUUUUGGUCUUUUCGAGACAGGUCUCACCAUGCAGCUCAGACUGGCCUUGAGC